This is a messenger RNA of Nerophis ophidion (straightnose pipefish), 2454 nucleotides long. It is a transcript of the gene gemin8, whose product is annotated as gem (nuclear organelle) associated protein 8. The record is from RefSeq and is a predicted model, not a curated record. Lineage: Eukaryota; Metazoa; Chordata; Actinopteri; Syngnathiformes; Syngnathidae. The transcript has 4 exons. Gene Ontology annotation, biological process: spliceosomal snRNP assembly. Gene Ontology annotation, cellular component: SMN complex. Bases 266 to 955 code for a protein of 229 amino acids.
UGUUUGAGGAAAUGAAAACUCAUUUUUUUACCUGCUCUCUGAUCUGCCGGUUCCGGCACCUCGGGGUCACUAUUACGGCAAUACUGUAUUCCUGUUAGCUGCGUUGUUAGUCACCUUAUAAAAAAAGGACAAACAUAGGUGUCAUUGUCUUUCAGAGGGAUUGUGAAAGAUGGGCAGAAUAUCAAAGGAUUUAAAGAAACAUUGGACCAAUAGACUGAAAUGGCCACAAUAGUCCAGUCCAGAGUGAGAUGACAAGGAGUCUUUGAUGGCCCAUGCCCCUCUUGGAGUGAAGGGCAUGGAUAAAUGGACAACACGUGACCGGAAUUCCUCUUUAGCGCGACCCUGUAGAUGCUGCCAGCAAACAAAUAUGGAGGACAUACGCGCUCAGAUGUCCUUCUUUUCCAGCCCGGUGUACAGUCGAUACUGGCAGCACUACCAGCAGGCGAUGGCGUGGCAGCAGAGGCACAGGCGAGCUUACCAAAAGGCCCUAGAGGCCGCUUACGGCCCCUUCCACCGCCCCCAGCAGCAUCCCGACACCCAAGAGCGCUACGCUGACUGGCACGCCAGCAAAAGUGACAGCGAAGAAGAAGAGAGCCGCUCGGACUGCGAGAUUGAAUGCGACGUCAGCAACAUGGAGAUCAGCGAGGAGCUCCGGCAAUAUUUUGCCCAGACGGAGAAACACAGAGCAGAGUUAAGGAAGCAGCAGCAAAUUGAAGCAGAGCGACACGACAGCUACGUCCCGGCCGACCAGGACCUGCGCCGCGUCUCCUGGCGAACCAGUGCGGGCCCGCCCUGCGAGCGGCCGGGCGAGAGGCGUCGGGCUGAGAUGAAGAAGCUGUAUGGCGAGGACGCCGCCAAGAUCCUGGCCAUGGAGACGUCCAUGCAGCUCACUUUUGACAGGAACUGUGACCUCAAGCAGCCCAAGUACUGGCCUGUCAUUCCUCUCAAGCUUUAGCAGUCAGACUAGGCUGUGGAGGUUUUAAAAAAAAAAUUAGGCACAUUAAAAGCACCAGUUUUUAAUUAAUUAACAGCCCUUAAAGGCCUACUGAAAUUAGAUUGUCUUAUUUAAACGGGAUAGCAGGUCCAUUCUUUGUGUCAUACUUGAUCAUUUUGCGAUAUUGCCAUAUUUUUGCUGAAAGGAUUUAGUAGAGAACAUCCACGAUAAAGUUUGCAACUUUUGGUCGCUAACAGAAAAGCCUUGCCUGUACCGGAAGUCGCAGACAAUGACGUCACCCAUUGAUGGCUCCUCACAUCCUCAUAUUGUUUACAAUGGAAGCCUCCAACCCGGACUGAGAAAACGACAAUUCCCCUAUUAAUUUGAGCUACAAUGAAAGAUUUGUGUUUGAGGAUAUUGAUAGCGACGGACUAGGAAAAAAAAAAUCAAGUUAAAAAAAACAACUCUAUUGCAUUGGGCCGGAUUCCGAUGUUUUUAGACACAUUUACUAGGAUAAUUCUGGGAAAUCCCUUAUCUUUCUAUUGUGUUGCUAGUGUUUUAGUGAGCUUAAUAGUACCUGGUAGUCGGAAGGGUGUGUCCACGGGUGUGUCGACGGCAGCUGUACGGACGGCACAAGCUCAGCUGAUCUCCGGUAAGUGGCGACUUUUUACCACAAUUUUCUCACCGAUCACUUCUGGUUGACAUUUGGUCGGGAUCCAUGUUCGCUUGACCGCUCCGAUCCAUAGUAAAGCUUCACCUCCGGGAAUUUAAAACAAGGAAUCACCGUGUGUUUGUGUGGCCAAAGGCUAAAGCUACCCAACUCCAUCUUUCUACUUUGACUUCUCCAAUAUUAAUUGAACAAAUCGCAAAAGAUUCAGCAACACAGAUGUCCAGAAUACCGUGUAAUUAUGCGGUUAAAGCAGACGACUUUUAGCUGUGUGUGUGUGCAGCGGUAAUAUUUCCUAACAGUCCAUGACGUCACACGUACACGUCAGCAUUCCGCGACGUUUUCAACAGGACACUUUGCGGGAAAUUGGAAAUUGUAAUUUAGUAAACUAAAAAGGCCGUAUUGGCAUGUGUUGCAAUGUUAAUAUUUCAUCAUUGAUAUAUAAACUAUCAGACUGCGUGGUCGGUAGUAGUGGGUUUCAGUAGGCCUUUAAAUAAUGUCAUGCGCUGCCUUCCAGAGACGCGUCAAGAUACUUAGUGUGACGUCUCUCGCAGGUGAAGGAUGACGUACAGUUGAGGUUCAAACAAGUGCCUACUCAUGUUUCUCUUGAUGCGUUUUUGUUUGCACCCCCAGCUGGCUAAUGUUUCAUGGUGCAGUAGUUCCUCUAAUGCCUGUCAACUCAGUUCAACCACACAAAACACACAAGCAGCUCUCUCGCAUGACUGCUUUCCAAAAGUCCACAUUUGAACGAGCGCCAGCAGCAGCGCUUUGUAACGUCUUUGUAAACCGGAACAUACACUGCGACUAUUUGCCUUUGACAUGUCUUUCUAAUAAAGUUCUCAUUAAAGCUGAA